Fusarium coffeatum is the source of this 1227-nucleotide messenger RNA. RefSeq lists its product as uncharacterized. The transcript has 2 exons. NCBI's taxonomy places the organism in Eukaryota, Fungi, Ascomycota, Sordariomycetes, Hypocreales, Nectriaceae. Gene Ontology annotation, biological process: transmembrane transport. Gene Ontology annotation, molecular function: transmembrane transporter activity. Bases 1 to 1227 code for a protein of 408 amino acids. Gene Ontology annotation, cellular component: fungal-type vacuole membrane. The record is from RefSeq and is a predicted model, not a curated record.
AUGGCAACAACAACUUCUCUUGAACUGGCGAGAUACUCUGUAUCUUUCGGCAUCUUCCAAGAAUACUACACCGCGCACACAAAUCUCAAAGCCUCUCCAAGUUCAAUUGCUUCAAUCGGCGCAUCCCAGACAGGAAUCAUGUAUCUCAUGAUGCCUCUCGCUUUCAUCACUCUCAAUCGCUUCCCUCGUAUGCGUAGAUGGUGCGGACCUCUUGGUCUUGCCAUCACCAUCGUUAGCUUGACUUCUUCUGCAUUCGUUAGCAAAGUUGCUGGACUUAUUGCAACACAAGGAGUUUUGUACGCUAUUGGGUGUAGUUUGCUGUUCAGCCCCAUCUCACUUUACAUGGACGAAUGGUUCGUCGAGCGCAAGGGUUUUGCGUACGGCGUUAUGUGGGCGGGCAAAUCGACAGUUGGUGUUGCCAUGCCAUUCUUGUUCAAUGUCUUGCUCCAAAAGUUCGGACUCAAAGCGACUCUUCUUUCUUGGACAGUCGCUUCGGCUGCUAUGACUUUGCCUACGCUUCUCUUCCUUAAGCCUAGAGUUGAGAUUAGCCGCGACUCAAGGCCACGACCUAUCAGCUUUGCUUUCUUGGGACUUCCGUCAUUCUGGAUGCUUCAGUUCGGCGUUAUCAUCCAGUCGCUUGGAUACUUGAUGCCAAGUACUUAUCUGGCUAGUUACGCCAGCGCAAUUGGACUUUCAUCAGUCACUGGACCGAUCCUGCUAGCACUCUUUUCACUUGCCUCUGUGCCCGGAUCUCUCAUCCACGGCAUGCUAGGUGAUAAGGUGUCUGCCGGCAAAGUCAUUCUUGUCUCUUCUUUAGGAAGCGCACUCCCAGUGUUUCUUCUAUGGGGUCUGAACCGCCAUAUCAGCACCAUGGUGGUAUUUGUGAUCCUCUAUGGAUUCUUCGCUGGUGGUUUCAGUGCUACUUGGUCGGGUGCUCUUCAGGAAGUCAAAGGAGAUAACGAACUGACUGAUACAUCUUUGGUGUUUGGCAUGUUACUUGGAGGUCGUGGGUUGGGCUUUGUUGUUGCUGGCCCUUUGAGUGGUGCACUCAUCUCUGCUGGGAACUCGCUGGCGACUGGUGACAGUCUUGGAUAUGCGACCAGGUAUGGUCCAAUGAUUCUUUGUACAGGAGUCACAGCGGUUCUCGGAGCAUGGGCCCCUAUUUGCAAGAUGGCAAAAGCCGUCAGGAUGAAGGGGUUUGGUACUUGUGUAAGGGUAACUGCCUGA